Molecule: messenger RNA, 3650 nt
Organism: Oldenlandia corymbosa var. corymbosa
Lineage: Eukaryota; Viridiplantae; Streptophyta; Magnoliopsida; Gentianales; Rubiaceae
Source: the annotation of a GenBank genome assembly
GAACACGUGCAUCCUUUUCCUUCCCAAAAGCAAAAUUCAAAAUACAGCAAGGAUUUUGAAGAGCGCCAAUUGGGCAUUUUUGAACUCUCCGACACCCCCCCAAAAGCCUCCGGCCGGUCGCCGGUGAAGACCUCCUCCACCGGAUAGGGUUUUUAAUGUUUCAUCGGCAGAGUGGUGGUUUAGACUAGAAAUGCACGAGGGAAAUAUCCAUGGAAGGGGAGGAGCCUAACCUUCCGCCGGCCCCACCUCCAUUGUUCACCGGUUCCAACUUUAACCGUCCGAUUUACCCUGAUUCCACCACCAACUCAACGACGACGUCGUCCUCGUCGUCUUCCUCAUCCCCUCAAGCAUUCUUGCGCAAUGUCCAAGCUGCCUUCAAGCGUCACAAAGCUCUAGGUUGUAUGGCAUCUGGUGUACAUCUGUUGAGCUCUCAGUUUAUUGCUUUAGUUUGUGCACUCCAAGUAUUCUACUGGAGCUUUGCUUGAUCACCUUUUGCUCAUUUCUCAAACUUCUUGGCCAUAUGAAAACUAUAUAUCACUUUUUACUGUUUUAGCUUAAUUAAUGUAUUAGCUCUUGAUUCUCAUAUCAGUUGACCUAUAUGUAAGAGUCUAAAAAUCUUGUUUCAGGUCACAUUGCUUCAAUUACAUUUUAUCAGCUAUCUAAUCACUAGGAACUUCGAAUUAUUUUUUAACCUUCUCAUUCUACAGUUUAUGGCUUAUUUCAGGAAUUGAUCUGAGCUGUGUUGUGUAAUUUGUUUUAUUCAUAGGUGUGAUGUUGCCAAACCAUAUAAAACCGAGAAGGAUGAAUAAUCCUCAGCAAGAAACCCCAAAGGGUUCAACAUUUGCCACAGAUUCUACCACAUUCAAAACAAUGAGGAACGUAGAAGAAAGCCUAAGCCAAAGAUUAAGGGAAUGCAUAUCAGAGCCGAAAGAGAUCGUUUCAGUUGCUGGAGAAACAGCAGAGCAUGCAUUGAUGACUCCAUCUAUGGAAUGGGGUAGUACUAUAAACACAUUGGAAAGAAGCCCUAAACAUUUUGGGGCCCAUUGUGACCAACCUAGAUCCUUGGCUGAGUGUAGAGGUAAUGACACUGUUGCCUCAUGCAUUAUUGGAUCUGAAUAUGCUGCUGCUCACGAGGGGCCGAAGAAGGUCCAUUUUGCUACUGGUGAUGCCAAGUACCAGGAAAUGGAAUGGGAGGGAGGCAAUCAAACAGAAGUUUCUGCUGCUGGUGGACAUGAUUUGCCACAUCGAAAUAAACUAACUGAAGAUGUAGAUGAAUUAUUGCAGUCUAAGGGUGGUACAUCUUUGUUGGCAGACUUGGGAGUUUCAGAUCAGCUCCACAAAUUCUCGGGCUUCAUACAGAAUGAUAUUAGUCAACCCAUAACCCAAUCUACAGUUGUUGGAUUGUCUUGUGCGACUACAACAUUAAUUAACCCUGGAUCUGCUCCUGUGCUUAAUUCAACAACCUAUGGUUCAGAACCUCAUCAAGCAAGUAACUCUAGGAUAAAUUUGGGGGCAACUGGUGAUUUAGAAAUGAAUUAUCAACCCCUGGUAGAACCAGCCAUACUGCCUAGUGAUCCUUUAUCAAAAUGCAAUACUGAUGCCUUGAGUCACCAGGCACCCAUUGCAGGGAAAGUUGGCAUCUCUAGUCUCGAAACUUGUCUAGGAGUUAAGAACACAUUCCUGUCCAGCGAGAAAGAGAUUCUUAUUCCAAAGGACAGCAGUACUACUUGUAAUCCACCUAUGUCUAUUAAUGACAAUGCUGCUACAGAAGUUCAGAAAGCUACUGAGUCUGGUCCUGCCUUGUCAGAUGUUAAGGCCGUGGAUGUGAAAAUGGAAUCUAACAAAUCAGGGAAACAAGGAAAAACUGUAGGUGGUAAAGCAGCAUCCGUGUCUCGUAAGAAGACGUAUGAUUCUGACUUGUUUUUCAAAGUUAAUGGCAAGCUGUACCAAAGGCUUGGGAAGAUAGGGAGUGGAGGUAGCAGUGAAGUUCACAAAGUUAUUUCAUCAGAUUGUACUAUUUAUGCUCUGAAAAAAAUCAAGCUAAAAGGUCGGGACUAUGCUACAGCAUAUGGGUUUUGUCAGGAAAUCGAGUAUCUGAAUAAACUGAAGGGAAAGCGCAACAUCAUUCAACUCAUUGACUUCGAGGUGACAGACAGGGCAUUGCUUCAAGAAGUCAUCAAGGGUUCCAUGAGUAAUAAAGAUGGCAGAGUAAAGGAAGAUGGUUAUAUUUAUAUGGUGCUUGAAUAUGGUGAAAUUGAUUUAGCUCACAUGCUUUCUCAAAAGUGGAAGGAGCUGGAUAGCUCUAACGCAACUCUAGAUGAGAACUGGCUGCGGUUUUACUGGCAGCAAAUUCUUCUGGCUGUGAAUACCAUACAUGAGGAGCGAAUUGUGCAUUCAGACUUGAAGCCAGCCAAUUUUCUUCUUGUUAGAGGAUCACUUAAGCUGAUUGACUUUGGUAUCGCAAAAGCCAUAAUGAGUGAUACGACAAAUAUUCAACGGGAUUCACAGGUGGGUACACUCAGUUAUAUGUCUCCAGAAGCCUUUAUGUGCAAUGAGAAAGAUGCAAAUGGAAACAUAAUAAAAUGUGGACGUCCAUCAGAUAUCUGGUCUCUUGGUUGCAUCCUCUAUCAAAUGGUGUAUGGAAGAACACCAUUUUCCGAAUACAAGACUUUCUGGGCAAAGUUUAAAGUCAUAACAGAUCCGAACCAUGAAAUUAUAUAUGAACCAGUUCCCAAUCCAUGGCUGAAGGAUCUUAUGAAGAAAUGUUUAGCGUGGGACCGUAAUGAAAGAUGGAGGAUCCCUCAACUGCUGCAACAUCCUUUUCUAGUUCCUCCAAUCCCACCAGAGUUAUCAAUGCCGAUGGACCAGAGAUGGAAAUUGCUUAAAUUAGCUGCUCAUCUAUGUAAAGAUGAUGCAACUACUUUGUCAAUGUGCUCUCAACUUGAUCAGCUGCUGGAUGAGCGAGGGCCAUUGAUCACAACUCAAGCAUCGACAUCCCUUCUUGAACUGCAAAAGUUGUUCCGUGAUGUAGGAAAUUUGUGUUUGCAAAUUGACAAACAUUUGGGCAAAUCUGAAGGAUUAUUAUAAGAAACAGAUACCACAAAUUUGCCCUGUAAUUGUCUGUUGUAAGCAGUAUUUGUGCUAGUGUUUUAUAGAGAGUCUCGGAUGAAUCACCGGUGCAUUCAUCGGUUAGUAUAGUGAUUCUUCUUAUCCUCUUGAGGUAAAUAAGAUUACUCUUGGGAAUGAGGAUUAUCCAGCCUAAAUGAUAGUGUGAUAGUAGUUUAUCCUGUACAUAUAGUUUGUGAUUUCUGCACUUUAAGCUAUGUAGUAAGCUUAACAUCUUACGUAUGUCAGGAGUGCACAUCAGUGCAAGGCAUUGAACACUUGGGGAGAAUGUGUGAAAAAUUGUAACAUCAUUCCUGUUCAGAAUGUGAAACCGAAACCUCCUCGUCCUAAGUUUUGAAAUCAUUAAAGGGUGAAUUGAAGUUUAUGUCCUUGAGCAAUAAGCAUUUGCUUCGAGUAAAGUAUGGAGUUGGUUUCUCUGACAUUAUCGGUUGGAAUCAAUCGCAAGGUUCUGUCAGGAACCAGCUUUCUGAAAAGGGGCUAAAGUAGAAUUUGUUGUAAUUUGGAGGAGUUUAUUUAAUAUGUGG